This is a messenger RNA of Linum tenue, 603 nucleotides long. The record is from the annotation of a GenBank genome assembly. NCBI's taxonomy places the organism in Eukaryota, Viridiplantae, Streptophyta, Magnoliopsida, Malpighiales, Linaceae.
AUGUUGUCUUUUAGGAUCAGUCGUGAUUCUGCCGAGUGGUUUAUAGUAGGUCCAUGGGGGAGAGUCUUGAAUGCCAAUACCGAGGCAGGGUUCCAACGGUGUUGGCGAGACUUGCAAAAUGGUCAUUGGGGUACAAACGAAAAGUUGAUGGACUACCUCAGAAGUGAGUGGAUACCAUGCGCGAAAAGGUGGGCUCAUUGCUACACCAAUUGUGUCUUCCAUAUUGGUAACACAAGCACAAAUAGGGUAGAGUCAAUGCAUUCCUCUUUGAAGAAAUGGCUUGCCACUUCGACCCACAAGAUCGAUACACUCUUCCUUAGAUUUCAUACAUCCGUCGAGGGAAGAGUGAUUGAAUUGAAGAAGGACUUAGAGGCAUCACUUUCCAAGGUAUUUGCAUUAGCCUAUGGACCGCCAUAUGGAAACUUGAAUAAGGAAGUAAGUUUGUGGGCGAUUGAGUUGAUGAUGGAAGAACGAGGAAGGGAAAUCGUUCGGCGAUGUGGAUGUGGGCUACAUGAGACACAUGGUCUACCAUGUAAAUGUAAGAUGGAUGAAUAUAGUGUUGCCGGCGUAGAGUUGUAUCCCUACCACUUGCAUCGAUUCUAG